Molecule: messenger RNA, 2736 nt
Organism: Pichia kudriavzevii
Lineage: Eukaryota; Fungi; Ascomycota; Pichiomycetes; Pichiales; Pichiaceae
Exons: 1
Coding region: 1-2736 (911 amino acids)
Biological process (GO): SCF-dependent proteasomal ubiquitin-dependent protein catabolic process
Cellular component (GO): SCF ubiquitin ligase complex
Molecular function (GO): protein binding
Source: RefSeq, a predicted model, not a curated record
AUGGAGGGAGAUCGGUUCCAUCCAAACACAAGACAGGCACUACGCAUACCCAACCAAGGAGGGUUUAUUGUUCCACCGUUGGUUUCGAUUGCCAACCGUAAUGACCAGGAGACAAUGGAAAACGCCGGCGAUGCAAUGGAGCUUGACAGUUCCAGUACAAUCACCAACCAAAUACCGUUAAAUAAUUUGGGGAUAAACUUGGCCGAAAAUCCUAAUAACGAACCUUUUGAUUCUUCAUCUUCGUCGUCGUUGCCAAACCAACACCAAGUCAAUAAUAAUAUCCUGUCUAAUCUUACAUCCAAUGACAAUAGUAGUAACGAAGAUGUUCAAGACACCGGCGAUAAUGAUCCGGAAACAGAUGACGAGGAGCACGCAAGAUUUCAAUUGCUAAGAAAGAGGGCAAGAACAAACUCUAUUGCUUUCCCACAUCCAAAUUUUCAGACACCAAUAAAUUCCAGACCCGGUAGCUUGAUCCACGUAUUGCCGCCUGAAACAUUAUGUCUGAUAUUUUCGUAUGUUUAUCAUAAAAAAGAUCUUUUAUCAAUUUUGUUGACCUGCAAAUAUUGGGCCUCUUUGAUUGUGGGUAUGAUAUGGUUUAGGCCUGGUCUUUUGAAUAAAUCCAUCAUGAGAAAAUUGCAGAUGAUUUUGGAGGAAGAUCCAACCACCCAGAUCUGGGAUUAUAGACUAUUCAUCAAGAGGCUCAAUUUGUCAUUAAUUUCAAACCUCAUCAAUGAUAAUUUUCUGUACCUAUUUGCCAAUUGCAAAAACCUGGAGAGAAUCACGUUGGUCAAUUGUACUAAGUUGAAAUCCUCGAGUAUUGCCAAGUUACUUGACGGAUGUUCACGUUUACAAUCCAUUGAUUUAACUGGCACCACGCAUUUGGAAAAUGAUAUAUAUUACUCAUUAGCAAACAAUUGUAAGAGGUUACAAGGCUUAUAUGCUCCAGGCUCGUACAACAUAAGUGAAGACGCCGUGUUGUCUUUAAUAAGGAAUUGCCCGCUAUUGAAGAGAGUCAAAUUGAGUGAGUGUAACAACAUCACUGAUGUGGCAAUCGAUUCCUUAGUGAAAAACUGUCCAGGUCUAGUUGAAUUGGACGUUCAUGGGUGUGAGAAAAUUACAAAUGCCUCAUUGAACAAUUUAUUUCUUCAUUCAGAAUGCUUGAAGGAGUUUAAAAUUUCCAAAAAUCAGAACAUCACUUAUGAAUGUCUUGAAAAUCCAAGUGGCACUUUGCUAUCAUUGGAGCGGUUGAGGAUAUUGGAUUUCACACAGUGCUCAAAUAUCACAGAUAAGGCUGUGAUAAAAUUUGUUCAAUUGGCCCCUAAAUUGAGGAACGUUGUUUUAUCGAAAUGUUCCUCCAUCACUGAUGCUUCGCUAAAGGCUAUUGCUACUUUAGGUAAGAAUUUACACUAUAUUCAUCUGGGUCACUGCAGUAACAUUACUGAUGUUGGAGCAAAGGAACUACUUCAAAAUUGUCAUAGGUUGCAAUAUAUUGACUUAGCAUGUUGUAACCAACUUACAAAUGCCACCAUCAUUGAAUUGGCAAAACUUCAAAAAUUAAGGAGAAUUGGAUUAGUCAAAUGUUCUCAGAUUACAGAUGAGGGAAUACUAGCAUUGGCGGAACAGGCUAGGAACUCAGAUGAGACUUUAGAGAGGGUCCAUUUAAGUUACUGUGUUAACUUGUCCAUAUUUCCAAUUUACAAACUACUUCAGGCAUGUCCAAGGUUGACGCAUAUCUCUUUAACCGGUAUAUCUCAGUUUCUAAGGCCAGAUAUUACAAGGUUUUGUAGAGAACCACCGUCAGAGUUCAACCCACAUCAGAAAUCUAUAUUUUGCGUAUUCAGUGGCGAAGGAGUCAAUAAUCUUAGAACUUAUUUGAAUCACUUAAUUCAAACUACUGAAGUGCAAGACAGAGAGGCCACUGAAAUAUUACAGAUAAUUGAUGGUAUAAUUGGUACAUCUACACCAAUCCCACUGGAGAAUUUUUUAACCGACGAAAACAGGUUUAGGUUUGAACAUUUUAUUCGGACUGCCAAUGACUUUUUGGGCGAUUACCCAUCAAUUAACGUAGGUUAUGAAAGAUUGGAUCUAUUUGCUAGAUGUAUAUUUGGUGGUAUCCAGCAGACACAGGCCACCAGAGUUCAGCGAUUCUUUCAAUUAAUGCACAGCAGGCCUGUUAGGGCAAGAGAGAGAGAAAGAGAGGCUCAGAGGCUUCAAAGAAUGCACCUUGCCAUGGAAGCAACAAGAAAUAGGCAUACUACUGUGUUAACAAGUGAAUCCAGGGGUUUGGCAGAACCUGUUAUCCAGACGUAUAUACCGGGAAACCAAGUUGCAAGACUUUUCCAGCAUACCAGGAGCAGGGCGCCAAGGUUUCAUGGGAGUGCAUUAGAACAGAUGCUACUAGCAGGUGUCGAUGACGGUAAUACUAUAGUCAGGCUUCGGGAUUCUAAUUCAUCGACUAGUAUUGAGGUUAUUGUUUUCAACCCUGAUGACUAUAGAAGUCUAAGUUCCGAAAUUGAUAACUUACCGUCUGACUUUAUAACUAUAACGUUUGAUCAACCCCGCAAUCGUCCACAAUAUAUCCAGAGGAAUUUCGAUCAGCAAAGAUCUAUACCUGUCCCUAGACAGAAUGCACUUCGAGAUUCCUUUAGAAAUGUUUCUCGCAGAGUAAAUGUCGUGCAACCACUAUUAAACGAAGAUGAUCACUCCACAGAAGAUCCAAUUAUGAAUGACGACUAA